AUGGCGGCAGUCCCCACGAUGGCGAAGGAUGUCGGGAAGAUGUCGUUUGCAAAGGUUGCUGCGGCGUCGGCCACCAAAGGCUCAAAGCCUUUUACUGCUGCCGCUCAGCCGACCGACUCUGCCAGUGCCAGAGACAAGAGAGACGAGCCCGCUCCCGUCCCCACGGUGGCACCCGACGACGCCGCCCAUUCUAGCUUGCCGGCAGAUGGCCCCACUGCGGCCCUUCAGUCUGGUGAGCCGCAGAUGGCCAGCAACCAACCGCCCGCCGACUCUAAGGCCGUCUCGGGGUUAAAGGAUCUGAAGCUGGAAAUCAGUUCGCCUCCAAAUCUCAUCGUCAACGGGUCUCUUCCCGCUCGCAAGGUCAACAAUAGUCAAACGCCGUCCGAUGAUACGUCUCAGCGAGCCGAUUCGAACUCCGAGCUAGGCACCAAGCCGCCCAGCCUGGACGGCAAAAGCAUUACUUCGGGCACUACCUUUGCUUUGGACGAGAAGGAAUCCCUGCGGCCCGACGACAGUGCCAGCAUGAAGGCCGCGGCAGAAGAUGAUGACGCCUUCUCGAUUCGCGGUUCUUACAUUGCCGGUUCUCGCAUGGGCUCUGACCUCGCCGCUCGCAUCCAACGUAUUCAGAUCGGAGACAUGCCGCCGCGUGCUCUUCCCCCGCACCACAUCCUGGUCGGGAACAAGAAUCAGGACGUCAGCACACCACAGAGCGGAGAUUCGGGCAAGCAAGUGGCAGCAGAACCCAAGGUUUCUCUGGUUGAUGGCGGGGCAACUCCCGACGGCCUAGCCCCGACCCCUUUUUACAGCCAGAACCCAGACGAUAAGCUUCUUGAAGCAAUGCAGUCUCCCAAAGAUCGCAUAUUUCUGCUGAGGCUGGAGCAGCAAGUGAUUGAGUUUGUCCAGGAUUCAAAAGAGCCUUAUAUGGAUCUGCCUCCUAGCAAUUCGUUUUGCCGGAUGUUGACGCACAGGCUUGCCGAUUACUACCAUAUGACGCACUCUUAUGAGGCAGCCGCAGGAGCAGUACGCAUCUUUAGGACCCCAUUUUGCCGGAUCCCUCCGUCCCUGUCGAGCCUUGCGGCAAGCACGCCAAACAGCAGCUCCCCUGCACCGGUCAUCUUGCCACGGAAGAUUAUGCGGCGCGGAGAAGAUGGAGAGUUUGGCCCCGCAAGCGCAGGUCCGUCCAAGCCCACGUCGGAAGCUGGUAGUGACUCCAAGGAGAAAUCAGCCUCGGCCAAUCAGAAACUCACCAGGGAAGAGCGCGAAGAGGCAUACAACAGAGCCCGGCAGCGCAUUUUUGGGAGCGUUGAGAAGACUGAGAAUUCGAAUCAGGGUAGGUCGGGCGCAAGACCCCGAUAUCAUGUACUGACUGCCUGGAUUACAGAUGGCGAAGAUAGCAAUGGUGUGUCCCGGGCCAGCUCUGUCUCCGCCAAAGACAAGCCAAAUGGCGGCAAGAGGAAGGCCAACAAGCAGCGGCGGGACGACUCAGAAAAUUUUGAGUCGCGAUCGCAGUAUAUUGCCUGGCCUCAGCAUCCGGCCUGGGGACCCUCGGCGCCCCAGUACUUCCCGGUGAACGCAGCUCCAUUCAACGCGCAGUUCCAGCCGCCGUACCCUACCCCACCGCAGUCCAUGUACCCGCCUGGCCAGGCAUAUACGCCGCCGAUGAUGCCGAACAACGGCUUCACUCCCCAAUACGCCGGAAUGCCACCUUAUCCAGUACCGCCCAUGCCUCAGGCUGUGCCCCAGACCGGACCUCCGCCGCCGCAACCGGGUUACCGGGCUCCUAAUGCUCCUCCCGUGGGCGGCCCGUACGGCAGCCCCGUGCCCAAUGCUGCACAGCCGGCUUGGCCGCAGCAGGGUUUCGCCCAGAACGCUUACCCCCCACGCUCUAGCCCCGUCCCGCCUGCGGGAAUACCGUAUGCUUACGGCCAGCUUCCCGCAAAUGCCAACCCGAAUGACCCCAAGAGUCAGCAUCCGAUCCCAGGCAGUUACAACCGUCAAGUUUUCAAUCCGAAAACGCAAUCCUUUGUCCCAGGUAACGGACUCCCAAUGCAACCCCCGGCGCCGCCGCCGGCCGGUCCUUAUGGAGGAUCGAGCCCUCGCCAUGGUAGCCCGCAGUUCCCAUCGCCGCACAUGAGCUACGGUGGGUUCCAGCAACCGUUGCCACAACCAGGGUUUGGCCCGGUUCCCGGGCCAUAUGGUAUGACGAGACAGGGCUCCAAUACUUCGAUACCGUCGUACCACCCUGUGCAGCAGCCUGUCCAUGUGCCAGCGCCCCACGGGCCACAGCUUAUGCCUCCGAGCGGCCCCAUGCAUAUGCCCAACAAACCUGCCGGGCCCGCGGGAAUACCAGGCCAGACGUUCGGUCAUCUUCCCAACUACGGCAACCCCGCGACGUUGCCGCAGAAGCCCUCCACAUAG
Parathielavia appendiculata is the source of this 2418-nucleotide messenger RNA. RefSeq lists its product as uncharacterized. The transcript is spliced from 5 exons. The record is from RefSeq and is a predicted model, not a curated record. Gene Ontology annotation, biological process: galactose metabolic process. Gene Ontology annotation, molecular function: nucleic acid binding. NCBI's taxonomy places the organism in Eukaryota, Fungi, Ascomycota, Sordariomycetes, Sordariales, Chaetomiaceae. Bases 1 to 2418 code for a protein of 805 amino acids.